GCCGGGAUGUUUGUGGCCACGCCGGGCGACCCAUGAUCGACGCUUGUAAGCUCUUAAGAAAGAUGCCACCCUCACCACUAGCCUUCCCUACCCUCCACCUCCCACCUCGCCCUCCCCCCUCCUCAUUCGCCAGCCCUCUUGUCUCCUCUCUACCUCCACGGCGCGCCCCGAAAAAAUUAUAUCCGCCUGAGACCGAGACAACGGUUUUUUACUUUCGUUUGUUCCCUCGAUUUUUGUUGAUUCUUCGUCCCAUCUAAUAUCGCCAUCUCGCACCACAACGCACCGACCACUUCAACAUGCCGAUCCAGCUACUACCCGCUUCGGCUGCCGCCUUUGCGCCACGCUCCACCGUCAACGUAGUCUUGAGCUCCAAAGCCGAGCCCUGGUUAACCCAGACCCUGAAGCGCGUCAACAGAGUGAAGCGCCCAUUGAACAGUGUUCAGCAACACACUAGAUGUCUAACCGAACUUCUGUCUGGGAAAAACGCUUUCUGGUCGCUGAGCUCCAUCAUGGUCCCGAAAGCCCCAGACUCGGAACUGCGCAAGGACUCUAACCCUCUGGUCGAAGCGCUGUUCAACUACCAGCUGAUCCACAUCGAGGCGUACGUCGUGCACGUUGACAUGGUGUCACAACAUGAGGUUGCAUUCAAGCUCACACAAGACACCAUCGAUGCGCUUAUCGAGUACCACAAGGACAUCUACUCGGUCGACGUUGCUGCCAGCACAUGGGAAUGGGCCGAGAAGGAGCAGCAAGUCAAGAAGCUCCAGGACGCUUUCGUCCAGGCUGUCAACCGUUACGUGUUCCGCACCGGCGCACGUGCGCUCGAGGGCAUGGAGGAGGAAGGCGCCGGAGAGCUCCUCGAGGGCCGAGGCGAGAAUGUCAAGGCCGCCGUAAUGGGCUUGUUCCAGCCGCUCCUGCCUCCCCCACCCAGGAUUGUCGACGUCGUCCGUCCUGCCCCUCUUCUUCCCAGCACUCCCAACGCCGUCAACUGGUGGCAGCCGACGCAGUACUUGUCGCCGCCCCAGAUGGACUCGUGGAAGGUUCUCCCCUCGACACCCAGCCCGACAAUCACCACCUGCAGCGAGCACUCGCCUUCCUACUGGAGCACCAACAUGGGAUCUCAGAGCAUGGAGCCCUUCCAGCUGCCCUCGCCCACUCCGUCGUUUAGCCAGCCAUGCUACAACUCGACGAGUGCGUACUACAGCCCGCCCCAGGCCGUCGCACCAAUUCCCUGCCUUCCUCUGCCGAGCGUGCUGGCCCAGCAAUGCGGGUCAAGCGCCUCGCACGGUGGAUUCGGAGGGUUCGGGUGGGACACGGGUUUCGCAACACAGUACGCAGCGUUCACAUAAGCGGAACACGUUAGUCUGUGAGACCCUGUCCCUCGGUCGAUGCCUGGAAGCGCGGACUUGGCCAGUCCCCUGAGCGCACCACCUCUUCGACACUAUCGGUUCGAGACAUCAGCGAUAUUCACCACAUGCUGUCACUGUACAGUACCAAGGCAUGGGACGGCGUUGCAUCAACAUUAGCGAGCGUUUGUUUUUCCUUUUUUCUCCCCUCUUCCCGUACAUCUCUCUUGAUACCUGUUUGAUUUUCCAGCGAGCGCUUUUCUGUGAUCAUAUAAUGCCUCCCAAGUCGGAUGGCUUCUUUCUUUGUUGCAUCUCUGGGAGGUCCGCAUUUGCUUUGCAUUAUCACGGAAGAC
Boeremia exigua is the source of this 1699-nucleotide messenger RNA. RefSeq lists its product as uncharacterized. Lineage: Eukaryota; Fungi; Ascomycota; Dothideomycetes; Pleosporales; Didymellaceae. The transcript has a single exon. The coding region runs from base 297 to 1349 and encodes 350 amino acids. The record is from RefSeq and is a predicted model, not a curated record.